CCUUAAGAGUGGAUGAUGAAAGCUAACUCUCCCAUUGAUCAGCUUUCAACAUGACAAACAACUGGUGAUCGAAGGCGGAGGGAUCCCCGGAAUACAGUCCUGAAUGGAGGAACCCCCCCACUCCCCCUCCCCCCCAAACCUCUCCUUUAAACCACCUAUCUGAUGCCAGAAGUGGGAGAGACAGGACUGGGAAGCCUGUAUGUACCAGAAUAAGGAAAGAAUGAUAUGAAUCAGGUGUUGAAGUUUACUAUAUGAGAAAAGGAUACAGCUGGGAAGCAAGAGGAGGGUUCCGGAGGACCAGCAGUGGCCCCUACUGGUCAUAUCUGGGGAUGGACUGGACAGGUCUUGACAAAGACCCCCCAUGCCAAGCACAGAAGACCCCACUACGACCAAAACAGGACAGACAGGACCAAUGAUGGGACAGGGCACUGCUGUCCCACACACGGGACGGACACCAGAUGGGACCCAGAAAUGGACUGAAGGGACACAGGACUGGAGUGGGAAUAUGGGGUAACCUUGAAGACAAUGAUACCAGGCAAGACGUGAAGGGCAGAAACACAGCAUAGGACAAACAGCAGGACUAGGGGCAUAGAACCAGCAAGGGCAGGACCAGGGACCAGGGAGGUGACAGGAGACACCAAAAACACCACAAACGGAUAGAUAGAGGGACAAAAGGGCUGGAGGGGACAGGUAGGCCAGAGCAGAGCUGGGAUGUGUCCUGUGUCCCCGCACCUUUGCUUCUGCAGAAGGGUGGCCCGGACAGAUAGUGUUCAAUGACUGGGGCUCUGGGUGGCCCGGACAGAUAGUGUUCAAUGACUGGGGGUCUGGGUGGCCGGCACAGAUGGUGUUCAGUGACUGGGGGUCUGGGUGGCCGGCACAGAUGGUGUUCAGUGACUGGGGGUCUGGGUGGCCGGCACAGAUGGUGUUCAGUGACUGGGGGUCUGGGUGGCCGGCACAGAUGGUGUUCAGUGACUGGGGGUCUGGGUGGCCGGCACAGAUGGUGUUCAGUGACUGGGGGUCUGGGUGGCCGGCACAGAUGGUGUUCAGUGACUGGGGGUCUGGGUGGCCGGCACAGAUGGUGUUCAGUGACUGGGGAUCUGGGUGGCCGGCACAGAUGGUGUGCCCCAGUCGCCUCCUCCAGGAGAUGAAGACUUGGCCAGCCCCUCCCUUGGGCCCCAGAUGACACCGGUGGUCACCCCGGGGGAGAGCGCAGGCUGAGCUGCGGGGAGCCACCGGGUGAAUCUGCAGGGACCUGAUGGGCUGAGCCGCGGCGAGGUGCAGGGAGACAGAAGGCAUGAGUGGCCUCACGCUCAAAUAGCCACUGCACCUCAGCCAUUCGGAGCAGGACCUUCUCCGCUUCCUGGAGAUCCGUGUCUGGGGUGAGUCCAGACAGCACCCUCCCGGCAUGUAGGAAGAGGGUUCUGGCCUCAGGGAAUAUCCAUACCACAGGAGGUCUCCUCCAUUCCAGGUGUUCAUCCAAGAGAGCGCCCCCUGCUGGUCAUAUCAGAGGAGAUUGACAUGGCAGUUUCACAACUGCAUUUUGACUGCAAGUUAAUGAACAAAAACUGCUGUAAAUUGAAAGUGGCAACAGGUACAAUAGCUCCCCCCCCCGAGGCCGGUUUAUGUUUUUCACAUGUGGCACCUGUAGUUUUAACAAGAUAACACAAAAUGUCUAUCACUGCUGACUAUUUAAAUGUUCUCUCUUUUUUUGUAGUAUUAUUUUGGUUAUAACUUGCUCUGUUUGUUUGCUAAAUCAGAUCUUGACCCAAAACUGAAUACCGAACUGAGAAAAAACACCAUUCAUAUUUAAAUCUUUGUUUAUUAAGGAAGGUUAAGCAGCACACAGUGUACCUGUGUGAAGAACUCAUCAUCUCUUCACACUUGGUGAACAGUCUAGCACCGUCUUGCAAAAUUCUCUGGCAAAGCAGAAAUCAUGGCCCCACAGGUCAAAACGCAGCAAACAAGCCCAUGAAUGAAACAUACACGUGGCGGAUGGUAUGAGGUACUUGUUGUCGAAAACAGUUUCUAGUUUCUCAAAAGACAUAGUGAAGAGCAUUUCAUCCAAGAUUCAUCUGUCUAUAAAACAUUGUUCGGGAUCUCUUUCUGGGAAAACUGGACACUGAUGUUUGCAGUGAACAUCACGGCCUGAACAGGUUCAUUCUUGUACAAUUCUAAAAGUUGCUCUUUGGGAGAUUUUGCCAUGGUAUUUACUCCUGGGAAGAUUAAGGUCCAAAUGUGUUUGCCAGUGUGUCUUACCCCACUCUUUGGGGACCCCCAUACAGUCUACAAUCUCCCCCCCCCCCCCCAUUACAGUCUACAUGUUUGGUCCCCCUCUACUCCCAGGCAAUGAAUAACACUAAAUACCUGGUACUGACAGACCCCUUCCUCAAUCGCACGAGGGAAUCUAAUGAGUCCAGAGGGCUGGGUAACCAAAGCGUCCUGGCUCCCUGUGAGCAGGUGCUCAUCCAGGCAGAGGUCUUCCUGACCCUGGGCAUCAUAAGCCUCCUGGAAAACAUCCUGGUCAUCCUCGCCAUCAUCAAGAACAGGAACCUCCACUCGCCCAUGUACUUCUUCCUCUGUAGCCUUGCCGUGGCCGACAUGCUGGUGAGCGUGUCCAACUCCCUGGAGACAAUCGUCAUCGCCAUCCUCAACAACCGCUACCUUGUCGUCAACGACCGCUUCAUCCAGAUGAUGGACAACAUCUUCGACUCCAUGAUCUGCAUCUCCCUGGUAGCGUCCAUCUGCAACUUGCUGGUCAUCGCCAUCGACCGCUACAUCACGAUCUUCUACGCGUUGCGCUACCACAGCAUCAUGACCGUCCGGAAAGCCCUUCUGGCUAUCACCGCCAUCUGGCUGACCUGCACUGUCUGUGGGAUCCUCUUCAUUGUCUACUCGGAGAGCAAGAUGGUCAUCAUCUGCCUCAUCACCAUGUUCUUCGCCAUGCUGGUCCUCAUGGCCACCCUCUAUAUCCACAUGUUCCUGCUGGCCCGGCUGCACGUUAAGCGCAUCGCUGCCCUGCCCGCCGAAGGUGUGGUCCAACAGAGGACCUGCAUGAAGGGAGCCAUCACCAUCACCAUCCUCCUGGGCGUCUUCAUCUGCUGCUGGGCUCCAUUCUUCCUCCACCUCAUCCUCAUCAUCACCUGCCCAAAGAACCCAUACUGCAUCUGCUACAUGUCCUACUUCACCACGUACCUGGUGUUAAUCAUGUGCAACUCUGUCAUCGACCCCAUCAUCUAUGCCUUCCGCAGCCUGGAGAUGCGCAAGACAUUCAAGGAGAUCAUCUGCUGCUGUGGCACAAGCUGCAACCAGCGCUGUAAGCACUGAGGAAGAGCAGACCUCAGCCGGUGCCACUGACCCUGCAUCGGGACGCCGAGGAGGUCCGUGCGCCUGCUGUUCCCUUAUCUGUUCCAGCAAGGCGCACUCAGCUUUAUUCUGUUUCGUUGUAUGAGGCAUCGGAUGGGGAGCUUUGA
This is a messenger RNA of Brienomyrus brachyistius, 3470 nucleotides long. RefSeq names its product melanocortin 3 receptor (gene mc3r). Gene Ontology annotation, cellular component: membrane. Gene Ontology annotation, biological process: G protein-coupled receptor signaling pathway. The record is from RefSeq and is a predicted model, not a curated record. NCBI's taxonomy places the organism in Eukaryota, Metazoa, Chordata, Actinopteri, Osteoglossiformes, Mormyridae. Gene Ontology annotation, molecular function: melanocyte-stimulating hormone receptor activity; peptide hormone binding. The transcript is spliced from 5 exons. Bases 2347 to 3324 code for a protein of 325 amino acids.